Spinacia oleracea (spinach) is the source of this 1518-nucleotide messenger RNA. RefSeq names its product transcription repressor OFP17. The coding region runs from base 643 to 1356 and encodes 237 amino acids. Lineage: Eukaryota; Viridiplantae; Streptophyta; Magnoliopsida; Caryophyllales; Amaranthaceae. The record is from RefSeq and is a predicted model, not a curated record. The transcript has 2 exons. Gene Ontology annotation, biological process: negative regulation of DNA-templated transcription.
UUUCCGGUAACUGGAAUUAGAGAAGAGGCAACUAGACUAGCCGUAAAGUUAUGGAGGAGAGUCCUAAUCUCGAUCCCUCUAUGGCCACACCGAACUCUUGCCCGGCCCUUAGCCAUUUUCUAAAAUAUACCAUGGCCUCUCAUACUGAUUCCUUUUAUUUUGCUAAUGUGAUUGAUUAUCAUUUUAUAUUGGAAUAAGUAUUUCUGUUUUUGCCAUGGUCAAUGAGAGGAUUUGAUGACCGGUCAACUGGGAUAGUUGGAUGACUGGUGUUCCAAGUUUGUGCUCUAAUUUUUUAGUAGCAACAAACAUAAUGGUUGGUACAGAUAAAACUGUAGAAGAAGCAUAUAGUAUAUGGAAAAUUCUUAGGUAAGAUGAAAAUGACAUCAAGUUUGAGUUCAUGGGAUCCCACCUCUCUGAAGCUUUUCUAGACGUGUGCCCCAGUAUUAGCACCAAUCCUUCAAAUCUUAGAAAAACCAGAGAAAUUACCAAACCACCAACCCUUAACAACAUCAUCAUCAUCAUCAUAUCUUUUCUUUUCCUUUGCCCAAAGUUCAUCAAAUGCACCAAAACCCCAUCUUUCUUCUACCAAUCGGAGGCUUAAACUUGUUUCUGAAGCUCAAUCUCAAACAUUGUCAUUAAGAAAUGAGAUUGAAGACAUUGUUUUACUUCCAAGCCAAGGUAAUGGAACCCUGUAGUAAACUUUUAUCCAUCUUCAAGCAUAAAUGUGAAAAGCCUUCAAUGUCUUCUUCUUCUAGGAGUCCUACAUUCCGUUUGCCAACACGGCGAACAAAACCCAAAAAAACCAGAACUGUCAGGUUUAGAAAACCCUUCUCCCUAAAGGCUCUCAGCUUCCCCCGUUGCCGGCCAAAGAACAAGAAAUACCGGCUACGGAAAAGUCGCCCUUCCCUCUCCUCGAAAUUCAGAAAAACAUUCCGUCGUAGAAAGAAGAACGAGAGAACGCCAAAGCCUGUCCAAAAGGUGGUGAUGGGGGAUGUUAGAAGUGUGAGUCCAUCAUCAGGAGGAGGCCAUGCUAAAGAGCCAUUCCCGUCGCCUAUAACACCUGGUUAUUUGAGAAUAAUCAGCGACAGUAAGAAAGCGAGCUCUGACGAUCUGGAGGAGGAGGACGAGGUUGAAGAUGCGUGUAAAAGCUUCGAGAGUUAUUUAAUGGAGAUGAUUGUUGAAGAAGGGAAAGUGAAAGACUUGAUGGAUGUUGAAGAGCUUCUAUACUGUUGGAGGAAUCUGAAAAGUCCGGUUUUCGUGGAUUUGGUAAGUAGGUUUUAUGGAGAGUUAUGCAGGGAUCUGUUUUCUUCUUCUGAAGAGACUGAGAGUCAGCAGACCAGUAUCUCAUCAGAAUGAUAAACAUUACAUUUAGUAUUCUUCUCAAAUUCAUCUCUUGAUUUUCGAUGUCUCUAAUGCUUAAAAGGUCUAUUGUUGUCAUACACUGUAUGCCGUUUUACACAUUUGUAAUCUGAUGGCAUAAACAUUUUAGAGAUCCUCUUUUGUUGGUUACUAAAGCAA